Messenger RNA from Engraulis encrasicolus (European anchovy), 1317 nucleotides. RefSeq names its product SFT2 domain containing 3 (gene sft2d3). Gene Ontology annotation, biological process: vesicle-mediated transport. The record is from RefSeq and is a predicted model, not a curated record. The transcript has a single exon. Gene Ontology annotation, cellular component: membrane. The coding region runs from base 13 to 762 and encodes 249 amino acids. NCBI's taxonomy places the organism in Eukaryota, Metazoa, Chordata, Actinopteri, Clupeiformes, Engraulidae.
CUUGCCCAACUCAUGUCGCAUUUUUGUGACAGACUGGAUUGUUUUGCAUCCACUUCCUGUUUUCAUUCCACACUCCACAACUUCAGAAGGAACAUGGCUGAGUUGAACCGACAAUUACAAGAGUACUUGUCGCAGUCAAAAGGGGCGAAAACGAUUUCACAGUCCAGCUCUAGCACAACAAUAGACAUAGAUGAAGCGGAUUCCGUUCCUGGGAGCUGGUUUGGAAAGUGGUCAAGUCCUUUUUCAAAUCCCAGCAGCCGCGGAUCUACAGGCCAAGGGACGAGCAGCGGAUUUUCCUGGCCAUGGUCCUCGGAACCGGAUCCUUGUUUGCCGGGUAUGAGCCGCUCGCAGAGGCUCGUUGCUUUUGGGACUUGUAUAUUCUUCUCAGCAUUGUGCUUUGGACUGUCAGCAUUGUAUGCACCUUUGCUCUUGCUGAAAGCGCGGAAGUUCGCGCUACUUUGGUCGUUAGGCUCUCUUUUCGCUCUCCUUGGCGCAGCGAUACUGCGAGGACCCAGCAAGCUCAUUGCAACACCGACACCCGGCGCCGUGGUUUACCUUUGCUCCCUCGGAGGCACUCUCUACGCCGCUCUCAGCCUUCACAGCACUCUGCUGACAGCACUGGGAGCAGCUUUUCAGAUCGCUGCGAUCGUGGGUUACGUGGUCGCCUUAUUACCUGGUGGGACAGCAGGGAUGAGAUUUGUUGGUGGAAUGGCAGCCUCGGCCAUCAAAAGAACUGUCACGGGUAAAACCAUGCCAAUCUGAUUUGGUGUUAUUGCGAGGGUACUAUGGUAGAAAGCGCUUUGCUGUGCGCGCUCAUUGCUUUAUUACAUGGUACAUCGGACAGUCUCUUUGUAAACCAACAAAUAACCUGGUAAAAUGUACAAAGACAAUGUGUGCUUGCUGCAAAUUGCAACAUAUGGACCAAUUUAUGCGUCAUCGAUUUUUGACAGUCGUGGGACCAGAAUGUGAAAUACAACUCUCAAGAAGGGCAGACAUGUCUAACACGUUUGUAAAAACUGUGACAGCAAUUUCUAUGCGACAUUCCAGUAAAUAAUCAACCGUUAUUUUUAUUUGAUUAAAUUAUGGGAGGUGACUUUUGUUUUCACAAGGGAAUUGAUUUUUGAACUUGUGUGGAGUGAACCAACGCGUACCCGCAGGCCUGCUAUUCAGUCAACAUGUGAUGGUUAACAAGAUGUUGAAUGUUGCUAUGGUGGCUUUUUAGGAGCAUGAUAACACAAGGUGUGAAAUUAUCCAUUGCAAGUGUGUUAAUUUGAUCAAAAAAGAACCUUCACCUACAAUAAAGUGGUGAAACAAACA